AUGCAAACUCAACAGCCACCAACGAGCUCAGCAUUUAAAUUUAUUGAGCGUCGUAAAAAUGAGUGGCGUUGUCUUUUCUGUUGUCAUGUCAGAACUGGAACAAUUUUUCUUGGACUAUGGCAUUUGAUGCUGCAAUUAUUAGCUAUAAGUACAUUGGGAGUGUUUUUGCGCCACCCAGAAUUAUUGAAACCUAUUCAUAUAACAAGAACUUCAAUAAUAGAACAUAAUGAUUUACCUACUGCUUUAGCUGAACGUAACAUGCCAACUGUCAAUUUGAAUUCUGUUUCAACUGAUGGUUCUGCGUUUUCAAAUUAUGAUCAAGAUGAUAUGAUUGAACCCACUGCUGGUGGUACAAAAAAUGAAGAAUAUUAUACUUCUUAUGGAAUGUUUACGGGCCGUCCAUGGCGAUAUGAGGAUUUAAAUUUUGCUGUAUUUGUAUUAUUCUGCACAUUAGUUAUUACCAUUUUUAUGAUUUAUGGUGCUAUUAAAGGGAAACCUAGGAUGUUGAUACCAUUUUUUUGUAUGCAAUUAUUUGAUUUAUUUGUGACUGUAUUGUCAGCUUUGGGGUACAUAUGUUACUUACCAGAUUUUCAUCGUCUCAUGAUCCGUACUAAAUCUGAUUAUAUACCUAAUGGUGUAACUUCAAUAAACCCCCAAUACAUAUCCUUAAUUGUCAUUUUUUCUUUGACAAUUUCAAUAAUAUCAAAGGGAUAUUUUGUUGCCGUCGUUUGGAGUUGUUACAAAUAUUUGACAUUAAAACGAUCUUCUGCUCUACCUACUAUACACUAUAUAGAAUCAAACUUUGUUGUUCAGAAUCUCUUGCGCCCAGACUAUGAUUUUAACUUGAAGAAAUUUCCUCCUCCACCCCCUUCGUAUGCAGUUGCUGUUGGAGAAGAUAAUGUUAGCCGUCCUGAUGUACCCCCUCCAUCAUACAAUUCUAAUUAAAUAUCGUAUAAUUCAUGAUGAUAUGUGUAGUUUCACAACAUUUCUUUAAUAUAACAAAUAAAUAAAACAAAAUAAGGAAAGAUAAUACCUACCCCAUAGAAAGACUGGAGGUAAUUUAUUAUUAAAAGCAAUUAGAUUCAUCGAGAAACAGUAAAUCAAAUGUUAAAGCCAUUUUUUUCAAUGUUCUUAUGUACAAUCUAAUCUAUUGUUACUUUUAUUUCCUGUUGUAUACAUUUAAUUGAAAUAUUUAUUUAUUUUUUUAUGUUAUGGUGCAAAUGUUAGUUAUUCUUUUUACAUGUAUUUGUCUUAUAAUUUAAAUAUUUUAGCUAUUCUGAUUUUUAAUAUUAUGAAUUUUAUAAAAUUUUGUCUUUUUUUAGUGUCCUUAUAGCAAUAUACUGGUUUUUUCGCUAAA
Sipha flava (yellow sugarcane aphid) is the source of this 1357-nucleotide messenger RNA. RefSeq names its product lysosomal-associated transmembrane protein 4A. The record is from RefSeq and is a predicted model, not a curated record. Lineage: Eukaryota; Metazoa; Arthropoda; Insecta; Hemiptera; Aphididae. Gene Ontology annotation, cellular component: lysosomal membrane. Bases 1 to 945 code for a protein of 314 amino acids. The transcript has 5 exons.